Molecule: messenger RNA, 803 nt
Organism: Thrips palmi
Lineage: Eukaryota; Metazoa; Arthropoda; Insecta; Thysanoptera; Thripidae
Exons: 6
Coding region: 169-765 (198 amino acids)
Source: RefSeq, a predicted model, not a curated record
UUACAAGUACAAAAUUAUUUCCGAUUUCAAAGAAAAAAAAAGAAAAACGUUUUGAUAUUUCAGCUUUACAAAAUUUGUCGUGAAAACUUCCCCUCGAUACCCCGCCCCCACAUUUGCCCCGCCACUGCCCCCUGACAGACUGACAGGGACGCAACACGAGACGGCGCCAUGUCUCACCGCGACGCGUUCUGCUCCGUGUACACCAAGGACUACAAGUGGUGGGAGGACGUGGCGCGGCCCUCUCCGGCGAGGGGCAUCAACAUCGCCGAGGACCCCGAGAAGUACGACAAGUUCCUCUCACCGGAAGAACUCAAGCCCGGCAAGUACGCAGAGGACACGAUCCAGCAGCUGCAGCAGCUCUGGAGGCAGUCCGUCUACAAGGUGGACUACUGCGGGGCGUCGUCCCCCAGGGCCGAGGGCGAGGCCUCCGCGGGGCUCUUCGAGGAGGACGCCCUCAUGGACUCGCUGGAGCGCGCGCUGAACCCGGCCGUCCGCAAGCUGCUGCCGCCCCCCGACACGACGCCCGUGGUGUUCGGCUUCUGCCCGGUGCGGCGCUUCCGCGCGGGCCGCUCCUUCUACAUGGACGCGCACUCCCGGUCCGCCUUCGAGCGGCUGCAGCGCCACGUGCAGGCCAAGGGCGGCUCCAGGCUGGAGGCGCCGCCCGUCCACUACCCCGAGCCCGACUACAGCACGCCGCCCUGCAGACAGGGAAGGGCGCCCCCAACUCCAACGUGGAUACACCUGCGGCCAGACCCCUACUCAUGACCUCAUCCCAAGUUUCGGCAAAAUACACGAACUGAAUG